Messenger RNA from Micropterus dolomieu (smallmouth bass), 1662 nucleotides. RefSeq lists its product as uncharacterized. The transcript is spliced from 4 exons. The record is from RefSeq and is a predicted model, not a curated record. NCBI's taxonomy places the organism in Eukaryota, Metazoa, Chordata, Actinopteri, Centrarchiformes, Centrarchidae. Bases 249 to 632 code for a protein of 127 amino acids.
GUGCCCCGCACGCGCCCAGAAGGACACUUUUCUGUACCGCUGUGGCUACUCCAAAACGGUCAGGCAGAUCUGCCACAUGUCUGGCUGGUACUCCAUGCUGACAGAGGUCCUGGCCUGUAACGCGUGCAGGAAAGCUGCUAAGGAGUCUGAGCAACAUGUCAUCGGUCGCUUUGUGGCGUGCACACUAAUGCAUGGCAUGGACAAGCAGGUGGUCUGGCUGAUGAGGGAAUCGCAGUGAGGGCAACACCAUGAACAAGGUGUGGAGGCAGGUCCAGGAAAGCCACUGUGAGGAAUAUCUGCACAGAAAAGACCUGCUCAGCCAGCUCAAUAAACCUGGUGGGAUCAUAAGGACUCUCAGCCAUCAGUUUCAGCAUCCGCCACCAAGGAGGGAGCUGCCGUCCCCAAAGCUGCCGAGGAAGUGCUUCCUCCUCGCUGAAACAGAGAACAUCGAGGACUACCGCACUCAGAUCAUGUCCACGUUUGGCAAAGUCCUUAAGCCAAAGAAGAUCUGUAAGAAGCUUUCCGGACAAGGAAAAGGCACAGCAGAAUGGUGCACAAACGUGGCCAAUGAGCUCGGUCAGAUCCUCAUGUACGUCCUUAACUGUGAGGAGUCUCUGGACCUCCUGAACUGAUGUACGUGGACCGCGGCUGCUGUCGUGUGCAUGGUGUCUCAUCUUUGGAGCAGCUGUUCAGUGAGUGGGCCGACAGUGGCAUGAUGGUGCGGCUCGACAUCUUUCACUGUAUAACCAGGUUUAACGUGGCUCUCCGAAAAGAUCACCACCCAAAAUACGCUCUCUUCAAGUCUGCACUUUCUGCUGCUGUGUUCAUGUAUAACAAGGACGACAUGGUGCUAUUCAAGCCACGCGUCCAAAUAUGCUUCCCUGUCUGAUGGUCAGAUCAUUGAAAUGCACAUCGGCAAAUCUGAUCUGAAACAUUACGUCAGGAGGAUUGCCCAGGAGACCUUUGUCCAUGUGCAGAGUGCCAUCGACAUCCUGAAGGGAGCGGCUGGAAUGGACGAGAAGUCCAUCUGUUCAAUGACGCAGCAGCCAUUGACCAGGUCUGGGAGAAUAAGCAGAAACACCAGGAGUGCAUUCAGGAUCCUCCAGGAAGGGACAUGUACAUAAUCACCAAGUAUGUCACCCGCAACGGCAUGCGCCUCCCAUACUACAGGACCGUGAGAGGCAGCAACAGCCUGGAGAGCUUCCCCUUCUUCCUGCCCAGCAUGAUACCGGGGCCCCACUGUGCAGCUGUCCUGUACAUAUUUCUUAUAAGUGUCAAAUUGUCAACACAAUGAAGUUUAACUUUCUAAAACUCAUACAGUUGAGCUCAAAAUCUAAAACCUGUCAGAGCUAUUUGAGUUAAAAAGAAGAAGUAAGUUGACAUGACUAAAUGGGUCUAUGAUUCUUUUCAGUGUACUCAUUAAUGUUAGUAGUAUUAAUCUGUGUCAGUAUUGGUAUUGCCAUUAUUGUUAUUAGAAAUUUUAUCAUUAUUAUAGUAGCUGUUUUUAUUAGAAUGAUUAGUUGUAUUGAAACUGCUGAUUAGCCCUGGUGUUCAGUGAGUUUGUAUGUUUAGCAGGUCAAAACUUCCAUUUACAGAUAUUUUAUGACAAAUAUAAUUACAUCUGUUUGUCUAUAUGUUGUAGUACUUCAACAUAACAGAAUC